Molecule: messenger RNA, 12010 nt
Organism: Eupeodes corollae
Lineage: Eukaryota; Metazoa; Arthropoda; Insecta; Diptera; Syrphidae
Gene: Dhc62B
Product: dynein axonemal heavy chain 12
Exons: 13
Coding region: 71-11935 (3954 amino acids)
Biological process (GO): microtubule-based movement
Cellular component (GO): dynein complex
Molecular function (GO): ATP hydrolysis activity; dynein light intermediate chain binding; ATP binding
Source: RefSeq, a predicted model, not a curated record
CAAAAAUCAUACUCAAAGAAAAAUUGACAUUCAAAAAAAAAAAAAAAAACAAUCAAAAAAGAAAAUAAUAAUGAGCAAUAUAUUUACGAAAAAGCUCGAGCGUCUUCAUAAGCCACCAUGUGACCUAACCAUGUACGACAAUGAAGAGUAUAUGAAAAAUCCACUUUUGAAAUUUCGCUUGUCCGAAGUGAAAGAGAAGCGGCACUUUGCUCUGCUUAAACAAAAAGCCAUUGAAGAAAAAAUCAAGUUAGCUCGAAGAGCUGGAAUCUACCUUGAGCCAAUACGACCUCAAAGGGAGUCCUACUACAUUGAUCAGCUCAAAAUUCAUGUACGGAAGAUUCCUGUGCCAAAGAUGCUCUCAUCGAUCGAGGCCAAAAUCAAAAGCUAUGCCCCAGCAGAGCUCAAAGCUAAGUAUCCAGAUUUGGUGAAGUCUUAUAUGAACGAAGUGCAUGAGGAAUUCGAUAGGCUGAUGAAAAUCUUUAGCAUGAAAAAAAUUCUUCGUAAUCCAGAAUUCGAUGACGAAGAUCCGGAGGAUUUUAAUCUGCCUAAACCUGACUUCGGAUUUCAGUUCCCAGGACGAACAGCACGUUACGCCAAGGUGUUCCUCGCAAAUAAAAAGAAACUCAACGAUAAUUUGUUGAUUGUGUUCCCAUUUGUUCGAGCGGUCCUGGCGCUUUCUGAGUCUGAUUUUCCAGAGAUGAUUCACUAUUUCAGCAGAAAUGAGUAUCUCCAUUUGAGUAAGGACUUAGAAACGAUUUUGCUGUAUUCAUAUGUGAAGGCGUGCAAAUUGGAUAUCGAAACAAGAACUUCGUUCAUUCGCUGGAAUUGGUAUCCCCGCAUUGUGGGCAUCGUGAAGAAGCACUAUCGCAAAAAAACCAUCCCUAUGGCUCGAUGGACAAAAGCUUUCAAUUGCAUUGAAGGUCUCAUUAACCGACAGAUAAAUAAUUUGAAGGUCCGAACUUUGGAUGGACUGCUUCGACUAUGUGGCAAUCCUAAAGAUAUACCCCAAUUUCUGAUUAACAUCGACUAUUAUCAGACUCGUGAGUGCAUCGAUCUAAGUCCGACUUAUGAGACUAUCGAGGCGGGAUUCUGUGCAAUAGCCUUGGACAUUGCCACUUCUUCAACUGAUAUGGACCCUUUAAGACCCCAGAUUAAUCCCUAUUUGUCGGGGUAUUGCGGCGAAUUUUUGCCCAUUGAAUUAAAUCAAACCUUCUUGGAUGAGUAUUUGCAGAAACUAAGGAGAAGGGUGCUCCAAACAUACAUCCCCGUUAAGAAGUACUUGAAACGUUUCCAGUGCAAGUACUACUGCUUGUAUAGUCGUGAAAUUCGUGACGAUCUGGAAGAGUUCUUGGGACAGCCGCGGACAUUCGAGGAGUACUUUAAAAAGAUCGAAAUCUACUUUGCGUAUAUUGAUAUGUUGCGAAGUGAACCAAUGAGAGAGUUUUUUGAUAUAGCUCUGAUAAAUAACGGACUAGCGAUUGAGAAACUUCGAGAUCUUGCAGAGAGUUUAAUCCAAAGAAUUACCGAGCACAUUGUAAUCGAACAUAUGCGAGCCGAAAAGAGAAUAUGUGACACCUUUGAGGACAUCAAGGCAAAGGCAUUGAAAAUCCCCCGUUCCACAGAGGAGCUCCUCGAAGGGGCAGAGAACAUGAUCUAUGUAAAAAACAUCCAAAUGGCAGAACUUCGAGAUCGAAUUCAGUAUUGCUUGCGAAUAGGCACAGAUCUUGUUUCACUCACCGAAAUGACUAAGGAGCACAUUGACUUGACAGUUCGCACAAUCAAUUGGUUGAGGGACAUCAAUGAAGUCUUCGAGUUGAAUGCUUUCCAACAUGAACAAUAUAAAUUUAUGUUCGAGGAACAUCUGCAGGACGUUGUGAAAAAACUUAAUACGGACAUUCUUGAAUUCAUACCGAAAAUGACCGUUCUAAAUGAUAUGUGCGAUACUGAUAAGUUUCGGGAGUAUUAUAUAUUGCUGCAGAAUUUCAUUGAUCAAUUGAAGACUUUUGAUGAUUACAUCAAGUGGAUCAAUAAGGAAGAAAAAUUGUACAAAAUCCCACAGACCAAGUAUCCUACUAUGGAGGUUCUCAAUGAAUUUGUUUAUCCAUUUGCAACUUUAAUGAGGUUAUGCAUUCGAUGGUUGAGAUAUUAUUUUGUUUGGAUGGAUGGACCUUUCGAGUAUUUGGAACCCAAAUUUGUUGAAGAGACGACCGAUAAUUUCUAUAAAGACUUUUUGAAAAAUCAAAAAUAUUACCGGAAUAAAAUCAAACAGGAUUUAAUUGGUAAUCCUGUUUGCCGUUUUCGAGGACAAACAGAAGAUCCCGAUCCAGAGAAACACCCGGUGCCCUUGAAACUCUGCGCCAAAAUGAUCAACUGGAUAAAAGACUUCCGUUUGGGUGUAUUCAUGGUCAAUAUAAUGUGCAAUCCAGCCCUACGCAAACGCCAUUGGGUUGAAAUGUCCCAAAUAGCCGAAUUCGAUAUAACUCCCGAUGCUGGGACAACUCUGCGAAAGCUAAUCGACUAUAAACUCGAUGCCAAAUUGGAUAGCUUCGAAAUAAUAAGCGUCAGUGCCAACAAGGAGCUUCAAUUGCAAAAUAAUCUCUUUGCCAUGAUCAAGGAAUGGGAUGCAAUAAGCUUUCCCACUGGACCAUAUAAAGAAACUAGUGUACAAAUACUUUCGAACCUGGAUGAUAUCCAAGCUCUGCUCGAUGAUCACAUUCUCAAGACCCUGUCGAUGCGUGGCUCGGCUUUUAUGAAGCCUUGCGAACAAGAAGUUCUCGCAUGGUAUGAUAAACUAAUUAGAGUAAAUAGAACGCUGGAGCAAUGGGGAAAAGUCCAGUCGAACUAUCUCUAUUUGAUGCCUAUAUUUUCGUCGAAAGACAUCAUAGCACAGAUGCCCGAAGAGGGUCGUCUCUUUGCUCAGGUGGAGCAAACUUUCAAAAGAAACAUGGCGAUGGUUUUACGAAGUCCACUUGUCAUGGUAACUGGUCCCGCUAUGGGAAUGCUUGAAUCCCUUAUCAAAGCUGUUGAAUUGCUCGAUGACAUAACAAAUGGGGUGAAUGCUUAUUUGGAGAAGAAGCGUUUGUAUUUUCCGAGGUUCUUCUUUCUGUCCAACGAUGAAAUGCUCGAGAUACUCUCCGAAACUAAGGAUCCCCUUAGGGUUCAGCCACACUUGGGGAAAUGUUUCGAGGGUAUCAAUAAUCUUGAGUUUGAUCAGAAACUCAAUGUCCUCUCUAUGAACAGCGCCGAGGCGGAAAAUAUCAAGUUCGUUGAAAUGGUGUCCACUUCGGCUGCUGGAGGUAGCGUUGAAAAAUGGCUGGUUGGUGUCGAGGAACAGAUGCUGUCUGCCGUGAGGUACCAAACCGAACUCAGCUACUAUGACUACCCGAAAAAGAAGCUUGGCGAUUGGGUGGUGGAUUGGCCGCAAAUGGUGGUCUUAUGUGUCUCCCAGAUUUAUUGGGCCACAAAUGUUCAUCUUCAUCUACGAUCUACGGAACCGAAUGCAAUGUCCAUGUUUCUUAAGGAGCUGAAUGAAGAACUGACUGAUAUUGUGGCGCUAAUCCGUCGGAAGGAUAUCUCGAAUUUGGGCAGAAUCACCAUAAAGUCACUCAUAGUCAUAAAUGUUCAUGCCAAGGAUGUGAUAAACGGUCUCAUUGAGGCGGACGUAACUGACGAAUCAGAUUUCGCAUGGCUGUCGCAGCUAAGAUACUACUGGGAGAAGGACGAUACUCUUGUUCGAAUCAUAAAUGCAACAGUUCCUUAUGCAAAUGAAUACCUUGGAAACUCGGAUCGGCUUGUUAUUACGCCUCUCACUGAUCGUUGUUAUCGAACUUUGAUUGGUGCUUAUCAACUACAUUUGAAUGGUGCUCCGGAGGGUCCAGCAGGAACUGGAAAAACAGAAACCACAAAAGAUCUUGCCAAGGCACUUGCUGUGCAAUGCAAAGUCUUCAAUUGCUCCGACGGACUGGAUUACAAGGCAAUGGGGAAGUUUUUCAAAGGCCUUGCUUCUUGUGGCGCUUGGGCUUGCUUCGAUGAGUUCAACCGUAUUGAACUUGAGGUUCUUUCAGUGGUGGCUCAGCAGAUUCUAUGUAUAAUCCAGGCCGUUCGAAGUAACGCAACAAAAUUCAUGUUCGAAGGAACCGAAUUGACUUUGAAUCCUGCGUGUUACGUUUGCAUCACAAUGAAUCCCGGCUAUGCGGGUCGUUCCGAGCUUCCCGACAAUCUGAAGGUUCUUUUUCGAUCUGUGGCAAUGAUGGUCCCAGAUUAUGCGAUGAUUGGAGAGAUCUCUCUGUACUCUUUCGGGUUUGUCAAUGCCAGAAAUCUUGCGGUGAAGAUUGUCACCACUUACAGACUGUGCUCAGAGCAGCUGUCAUCACAAAACCACUACGAUUAUGGAAUGCGAGCUGUGAAAAGCGUCCUGUCUGCCUGCGGCAACAUCAAGAAGAUGUUUCCCGAUGAAAAUGAAGACAUUCUACUGCUUCGAUCACUUUUGGAUGUAAAUUUGCCCAAAUUUCUCUCCUUUGAUAUUCCGCUUUUCGAGGGAAUCAUUUCUGAUUUGUUCCCUGGAGUAACUCUACCUAGUCCAGACUAUAAUCUAAUUACCGAGGCGUUCAAUCGCAUCUGUGGGGAGUUAAAUCUCCAGCCGACUGACAGCUUCCUCACAAAAGUCAUUCAAACCUACGAGAUGAUGAUUGUUCGACAUGGCUUCAUGAUGGUCGGCGAGCCGAUGGCUGGAAAAACGAAAACUUUGCAAGUUCUCGCCAGAAUCUUAUCCUCACUGAAGGACACCGGAUCGAGUCCAUACUUUCAAGACGUUCAAAUGGGCAUAGUAAAUCCCAAAGCUAUAACUAUGAAUCAACUAUACGGCGCAUUCGAUCCGGUGUCAUACGAAUGGACAGACGGUAUAGUUGCCACGAUAUUCCGGAACUUUGCGAUGGACAAUUCUCCAGAUCGUAAAUGGGUUAUUUUUGAUGGCCCGGUGGAUGCUGUGUGGAUAGAAAACAUGAAUACAGUAUUGGAUGACAAUAAGAAGCUUUGUUUGACUUCCGGUGAAGUGGUAACAAUGUCAAAUGAAAUGUCGAUGAUUUUUGAAGUUAUGGACCUGGCUCAAGCUUCACCGGCUACUGUGUCACGUUGUGGUAUGAUUUAUAUGGAAACAGCUACUCUUGGUUGGCAAACCUUUACUAAAUCCUGGCUCAAUAGAUGCGAUGAAAGAUGGGCAGAUGAGGAUGGCAAAGUAUAUGUGAUGGCUUUGUGUAGUUGGCUUUUGCCACAGUGCCAAGCCUUUAUUAGAAGAUCGUGUACUCAGCUCCUACGACCUGGAGAGUUCAGUGUCCUUCGGACAACUUUUGAUCUCUUUGAGAUGUUAAUGCAAGAAGCUAUCGAAGAAAAUCUCGAAGAUUUCCAACGUUACAUGAUAACUUAUCUCCAAGCAUCAAUGCUUUAUUCCAUUGUUUGGGGCAUUGGUGGAAUAUUGGACACAAACUCACGUCUCCAUUUCGAUACAUUUUUAAGAAAGUUAUGGAGCCAAGAUGAAGAAGGCAAAAGUAACAUACCUGAAGCUAUUGAUAAACUUGAAGUAGCCUAUCCAAUGGAAGGUCUUCUCGUAGAUUAUGUUUAUAUGUUCAAACAGAAAGGUUCAUGGAAAUACUGGCCGGAGUUAGUGAAGAAAAUGGAGCCUGAGGAAGCAGCUUCUGGGGUUCAAAUACCAACGAUUGACACUGCAAGGUAUAUGCAUUUAUUGGAAAUGCACAUUAAGCACGAGAAGAAGUUCUUACUUGUUGGACCAACUGGAACUGGAAAGAGUGCCUACAUCCAGAACAUGCUUAUGAAUAAGCUCUCACCCCAGGAGUACAUGUCGACGUUUGUGACUUUCACUGUCAUGAUAACUGCCAAUCAGACACAGGAUUUAGUCAUUUCUAAGCUUUUUAAACUCAAACGAGGUAUUUAUGGCCCACCGAAAGGUCAAACUGCUCUCAUAUUUGUCGACGAUAUGAAUAUGCCAGCUAAGGAGGUCUAUGGUGCUCAACCGCCAUUGGAGCUUCUGCGACAAUAUUUCGACUUUGGACAUGUGUAUGACCUUAAGGAUACCUCAAAGAUUUUUCUUAAAAACUUGUUAAUAAUUUGCGCCUGUGGAUUGCCUGGAGGUAGUCGACAGGAUGUUUACGCCCGGUUCCUGUGCCACUUCAACAUAUUCUCCAUAAACACCUUCGCCGAGGACACUAUGAAUAGAAUAUUUGUCUAUGUGCUCCUCAACGGAUUCAAGAAGUCAGGUCAUAGUCAUGACGUGUUUCAGAGCAGUCAGCAAAUCGUAAGUGCUACUCAGCAGAUUUAUAAGUACGUUCAAACCGAGUUGAGGGCAACACCGGAUAAGUCACAUUAUAUCUUUAAUCCACGGGACAUUUCCCGAGUUGUAACUGGUUGUGCUCUGCUGAGGAAGGAGUCGGUGGAUAAUAAGAAGAUAUUUGCUCGUCUUUGGUAUCACGAGGCUAUGCGGGUGUUCUAUGAUCGUUUGGUCGAUGAGACCGAUCAGCGUUGGAUUUUCGGAAAGCUCAAUGAGUGUAUCAAAGAGAAUUUCAAGGAACGAAUUGAGACCCUCUUCGAGCAAUAUGUCGAAGAGGAUGGGCAAGUGAGUCUCGAAGCUGUGAAUCGUAUGAUCUUUGGCGUGUACAUGGACGAAGACAAUGAACCAGAUGAGAAGAAAUAUGAGGAAGUCCCAUCGAUGGAAACUUUUAGCAAGAUUGCCUAUCAGAAUCUGGAAGAAUACAAUGCGACUAGAAGGACCAAAAUGGACAUAGCCUUAUUCACCUAUGCACUACAGCAUUUGAACAAGAUCUGUCGGAUCAUAUCGAUCCAGGGUGGUAGUGCUCUGUUGGUGGGUAUCGGUGGCUCAGGCAGACAAUCACUGACGAAGCUCGCUGCCACAAUAUGCGGCACGUCUCUGUUCCAACCGGAAAUAACGAAAAACUACGGAGUCAACGAUUGGCACGAUGAUAUAAAGAAUAUCCUCAAGGAAGCUGGAGGAAUUGGGAAACAUACUGUAUUCCUGAUGACUGAGAAUCAAAUUAAAAUGGAACUCUUCCUGCAAGACAUCGAUUGCCUUUUGAAUCAAGGUGAGGUUCCGAAUAUCUACGCCAUCGAUGAAAAGCAGGAACUGUUGGAACUCGUUCGUCUGGCAGCGCAGGGAGGAAAUCGUAACAUCGACAUCUCCCCGCUACAGGUGUUCUCAUAUUUUGUCAAUCGAUGUCGGCAGAAGUUGCACAUAAUUCUGUGCUUCAGUCCAAUUGGGGAUUCGUUAAGAAACAGGAUUAGAUUGUACCCGUCCUUGGUCAACUGUUGUACAAUCGAUUGGUUCCAGAUCUGGCCGGAAGAAGCUUUACAAAUGGUUGCGAAAAUAUCCAUGGAAGACGUCAACGUGGAGUCCGAGGUAAAGGAUGCCAUAGUCGUUAGUUGCCAAUAUUUUCAUUUGAGCGCAAACAAUGUUAUCAAAGAAUUCUUCGCGGAGACCAAUCGCAUUGUGUACAUCACUUCGGCUUCAUUUCUAGAGUUAAUUCGAUCAUUCCGAAUUCUGGUGAGUCGUAAGCAGACUGAAACUAUGGAGGCCAAGAUGCGAUACAUUGGCGGCUUAGAGACACUUAAAGUUGCCGCCGAGGCUAUUUCUGUGAUGCAGGUUCAGCUGAAUGCCUUGCAACCAAAGCUGUUGGAAAUGGCCAAUGCCUCGCGAAGAAUGAUGGAGGAAAUCAAUACCGAGACAAUAGCUGCUAGUGCUGCUGCCGAGCAGGUCAAGAAGGACGAAAUUGUAGCUGGAGCUCAGGCAAAAGCCGCGCAAUCGCUGAAGGAUGAAUGUGAGAAGGAUCUGGCUCAGGCGAUUCCAGUACUUGAGGAAGCCAUCUCAGCUUUGAAUACACUAAAGCCGGCUGACAUAACGUUGGUCAAAUCUAUGAAGAAUCCUCCCUCGGUAAUUAAACUGGUUAUGGCGGCGGUUUGUGUGAUAAAAGGCGUUCCCGCUGAUCGAAUCAACGAUCCAGCCACGGGGAAGAUGGUCAAUGACUACUGGGGUCCCAGCAAGCGAAUUCUGGGUGACAUGAAUUUCCUUCAAGCUCUCAAGGACUUCGACAAGGACAAUAUCAGUCCUGAGAUAAUGAAAAAAAUCCGAAAAGACUUCAUCCCACACAAGGAUUUCCAACCGAAAAUUGUAGCAAAGGCGUCAAGCGCUGCAGAGGGACUCUGCAAGUGGAUCAUUGCAAUGGAUUUGUACGACAAUGUUGCCAAAAUUGUUGCCCCAAAAAAAGCAAAGUUGCAGGCCGCUGAAAAGGAAUACUCCGAUACAAUGCAAAUCCUCAAUGAGAAACGAGAGAUGGCUGAGGCGUUGGAGCGCAAGGUGGCUCUUUUGAAUGAGGACUUGGAAAAGGCGAAUAAAGAAAUGGAAAGAACUCAGGACGUGGCUGAUUUGUGUGAGAACAAGCUCAGGCGGGCUGAGGCCCUUAUCGGAGGUCUAGGAGGGGAAAAGAGCCGUUGGACUGAAGCUGCUGAGACCCUUCAGGCUACAUACGACCAUUUGCCAGGUGAUAUACUUCUAUCGUGCGGUGUAAUUGCUUAUCUAGCCACAUUGACGGCACCAUUCCGAAAUCGGUGCAUUGAAGACUGGUUCAAAAAAUGUCAGUCUCUGAAUAUUCCUUGUUCGACAGUUUAUAGCAUCAUAAGCAGUCUUGGCACGGAGAUAGCCAUUCAGCAGUGGAAUAUUUACGGACUACCUAGAGACGCAUUCUCUUCAGAGAAUGCCAUAAUUUCAUCGAAUUCCGGAAGAUACAGCCUUUUUAUUGAUCCCCAGGGACAGGCAAAUAAAUGGAUCAAGAACAUGGAACGCAACAAUAGACUUAAAGUGGUCAAAUUCAGUCAGAAGAACUACAUGAAAACCAUAGAGACUUCGCUGGAAAGUGGCCAACCUGUGCUUAUCGAAAAUAUUUUGGAAGAGAUCGAAGUUCCGCUAGAUCCGAUUCUGUUGAAGAACACCUUCGUCCAAGGCGGACAGGAGUAUGUAAGUUUGGGCGACAAUAUCGUGCCAAUAUCGAAGAACUUCCGCUUGUACAUGACCUGCAAUCUCAGGAACCCACAUUUCCUCCCAGAGACCUACAACAAAGUUACCAUAAUUAACUUUGCCCUAACCCAAAGUGGACUCGAGGAUCAGUUAUUGAGUAUAGUUGUUGCAAAGGAACGUCCUGAUCUGCAAGAAAUGCGAGAGGCUUUAACCGAGCAAGCAGCGAAAAAUAAGGCUGCUCUAAAGGAUGCCGAAGAUAUGAUUCUUAAGACCCUUUCCUCAUCCCAAGGUGACAUCUUGGAAGAUGAGGGUGCUAUACGUAUAUUAGACGAAUCCAAGAAUCUAUCCGUGGACAUUGUGGCCAAGCAGUUGGCUUCGCGAGAAACCGAGGAGAAAAUCGAUGCUUUCAGACUCAACUACAAACCAGUGGCAGCGCAUUCGUCGGUCUUGUACUACACCAUUACAGACCUCCCCAAUAUAGACCCGAUGUAUCAGUUCUCCCUGAAUUGGUACAUCAACCUGUACAUGUACUCAAUCGAAAAUGCGAACAAAUCGAAGGACCUGGCGCGAAGGGUGAAAUUCCUCGUCGAUGCCAUAACCCAAAACCUCUACAACAACGUUUGCCGAUCGAUCUUCGAAAAGGACAAGCUCCUAUAUUCAUUCAUUUUGGCCACAAAACUCAUGCUGGAUGCACGCCAAAUUGAAAUGGCUCAUGUAAUGCAUUUGCUAACAGGCGGAGGUACUCAAGAUGUAGCCGAUGAUAAGCCAAAUCCAGAUCCCUCUUGGAUAUCCGAAGCGAUGUGGCAGAACAUUCAAAAGCUUGAAUACAUUUCUGCUUUCAAGUCCUUUGUGGAAUCGUUCAAGGCAAACCUAAAUGAAUGGCUUGCGUUCUACGACCAUUCCGACCCCCAGACUCUACCGUUGCCUUCAAUCUGGGAAACCAAGUGCACACGAUUUGAAAAAAUAUUGAUUCUACAAGCUUUGAGGCCGGACAAAGUUUUCAUGGCUAUAAAUCUUUUCAUUACAGCCGAACUUGGAGUGAAAUUCGUAUCACCACCUCCAUUUGAUAUUGCCAAUUCUUUUCAGGAAUCCAAUUGUUUGACUCCGUUGAUUUUUAUUCUUUCUCCUGGUGCAGAUCCAAUGGGAUCACUGUUACUCUAUGCCGAACGCAUGGGAUUUGACGAAACAUUCAAGAGCAUCUCAUUGGGACAGGGCCAGGGCCCAAUAGCAAUGAAGAUGAUUGAAGAAGCUCAAGAAGCUGGUUAUUGGGUUUGCUUACAGAACUGUCAUUUGGCUGCUUCAUGGAUGCCGUCACUGGAAUAUAUGUGGGAGAAUAUGGAUAGCUAUAAUACAUUUCAAACGUUUCGGUUGUGGCUCACAAGUUAUCCCAGUGAUGAGUUCCCCGUGUCUCUGCUUCAAAAUGGCGUAAAGAUGACAAAUGAACCACCAACAGGGCUUCAGCAAAAUCUCAUCCGCUCAUACAACUCCGAACCUAUGAACGAUAACACUUUCUACACUGGUUGCCCCAAACAGGAUCGUGCAUUCACAAGACUCCUCUAUGGCAUAUGUUUCUUCCAUGCCGUUGUGCAGGAGCGCAGGAAGUUCGGUCCUCUUGGCUGGAACAUUCAAUAUGGAUUCAAUGAGUCGGACUUUCAAAUAUCCGUGCAACAGCUUCAUAUGUUCCUAAAUCAAUAUGAUCAUGUCCCUUACGCCGCUAUAUCGUAUCUCACUGCUGAGUGUAACUACGGUGGGCGUGUAACCGAUGCUUGGGAUCGUCGAGCUAUCGUAACCAUUCUCGCAGACUAUGUAAAUGAAGAAGCUGCUACAAAUCAUAAGUAUAUGUUUGCCAACGACGAUGUGUACAUUCUGCCUAGAAAAACGGAACACCGUGAGAUCUUGAGAUACGUCCAAGAGUACAUACCAUCACUUCCACCUCCAGAAGUCUAUGGACUUCACAGUAAUGCCGGAAUUACUCGUGAUCUUCAAAUGACCAAUACUUUACUGGACUCCAUGAUCCUGACUUUGGGAAGUUCUUCAGCUCAUACCAGUGAUGAAGAUAGUGAAGCUAGUCUUUUGGCAACAAUUUAUCAAAUCCAAUCGAAUAUGCCCCCAGAAUUUGAUAUCGAAAUGGCUAAGGAAAAAUAUCCUGUUGAUUAUAACGAAUCAAUGAAUACCGUUAUUGUGCAGGAAAUGGAAAGAUUUACUAAGCUUCAAAAAGAAAUCAUUGCAACUUGUGUUGAAUUGCAGAAGGCAAUUAAGGGAAUCUCCGUAAUGACACCUCAACUAGAACUGGUCAUACAAGCAAUUCAGUUUAAGAAAAUUCCCACCAAAUGGAUGUCAAAAUCUUAUCCAAGCCUAAAGCCCCUAAGUUCUUAUAUUGUGGACUUUUACAAACGUCUCAAAUGGCUUCAGAAUUGGUAUGAUAACGGUAAACCUUCGACAUUUUGGAUUUCAGGGUUUUUCUUUACUCAAGCUUUCUUAACUGGGGCAAUGCAAAAUUUUGCUAGAAAAUAUAAAAUUCCCAUCGACACCCUUACAUUUGAUUUUGUUGUUUUAGAUGCAAAAAGUAUGGAUUCACCGCCAGAAGAUGGCGUUUACAUCAAUGGCAUAUUUCUCGAAGGUGCCCGCUGGAAUUGGGAAAAAAAAAUUCUCAAUGAACAAAUACCGAAGAUUUUAAUUGCUGAUGUUCCAGCUAUCCAUUUGGUUCCUGUAUUGAUGGUUAAAUUGGACGAAGGAAGUCGUUACAAAUGUCCACUUUAUAAGACUUCAGAGCGAAAGGGUAUUCUUUCGACUACUGGCCACUCAACAAAUUAUGUGAUUCCAAUUUUAUUGCAAACAUUGCUACCAGCUUCUCAUUGGGUCAAAAGGAGUGCAGCUUUGAUUUGUCAAACUAGCAAUUAAGAUAACUAGGUUAGGUCUCUUUUUUACGAAAAUUUGUACGGAAUUCAUUAUAUUUUUUAAAUAAUACCUUCAUAU